Molecule: messenger RNA, 2034 nt
Organism: Penicillium longicatenatum
Lineage: Eukaryota; Fungi; Ascomycota; Eurotiomycetes; Eurotiales; Aspergillaceae
Product: zinc knuckle domain protein
Exons: 1
Coding region: 1-2034 (677 amino acids)
Molecular function (GO): nucleic acid binding; zinc ion binding
Source: RefSeq, a predicted model, not a curated record
AUGGACCAGCUGAUAGCUGCAGCGAACGCAGUUAUUCGCCAUAUGGAGAAUACCGGCCAGGAUGAGCCUAUCGUCACCCGGUUCGCCGUCACGGUCCGCCAGUUCGCCGAGCAGGCAAAGCAGAGGGUCAGCGCUCAAGGGGAGAUGGCCAAGGUGAUCUCCACUCUUGAAGCCAUUGCCGCUGACACCCAGCGCUUGAACACUAGAAUUGAUAGCCUUGAGAAGUCAGCCAGCUCAUCCAUAACUUCCACUUCGACCCUGUCGUCCACAGACCGCUGGAAAGCCUUCCGGGCGGGUGCCUGGCGCAGCACGGCAGCUUCCGCCAAUCCACCCAUCAAUCGCAGCGACGGCACGGCGUCGCCUGGUGUGAGCGAGGUCGAGCUCCGUGAAGACCGCUCUAUAACGGUUAAGGUGGACCCGACGUGCCGGGAUAAGGUGCGGCAAAUGGAGGCAAAGACGAUUGUGGACAGAGCCGAGCAGCUGCGGGAAAAGCAAGCCAGGAAGAGGAUUUCGGCUGCGCUGGCUGGAAAUGCGUACUUCUGCGCUGCCCGAGUGCUGCCGUCUGGUGACGUUUCGAUGCUGGUCAACUCUGCUGCUGGUGCAGAGCUCCUCCGUCGUCACACGGACUGGGUGAGCCUGUUUGGCCGGGCAGCACGGAUUCAGAGCCCAUCCUGGGGCGUUGUGGUCCACGGUCUGCCAAUCCGGAGCUUUAAGCUCACACCUGAAUCGAGGGCAGGCUUGGUAAGCGAAAUACAGCGGCAGAAUGCGUUGAACUGGGGUGGAAAGGCGGAAAUUGUGCAUCUUGACUGGCUCACCCGCCCGCGUGAGAACCAGCGCGAGGCGUCUGUCGUCAUGGAAUUCGACAAUCCGGCAGUUGCCAACCAGGCGAUUGAUCAGGGAUUAUACUGGAAUUCGGAGGUCCAUUCAGUCGUCUUCUUCUGCCGUGACGGCAGGGUGAAGCUGUGCCGUAAGUGCCAGAAACCCGGGCAUGUGCAAUCACACUGCCCAAAUCGAAGCUUUGUAUGCGGCCACUGCGCUGAUGAGCACCCGACCUGGGAGUGCCCGUCCGCCAGUGGCAGCCCAAUCCGUAUCAAGUGUGCUAACUGUUCCGGCCCUCACCGGCCCACGAGCCUGGAUUGUCCCGUUAAGCGGGAAGCCAAGGCAAAGGCUGAACAAAUUAGGGCUGAAUGCCCUCCAUAUCACCGUGUUCCACUGCAUCUCCGAGCUCCACGUGAGCCAGCAGCUCCAGCAGCUCCAGCGCCAGCUCCAGCGCCAGCUCCAGCGCCAGCUCCACAUCCAGCUGCCUCCAUAUUCAACUUUAUGCAACCAACCGGGCUCGGCGAGUCAGUCCACGCGCCAGCGAGUCAACAAGCGAGCCAGCAAGCAACUCAACCAGCAAGACAGCCAGCCAGCCAACUAGCCAGCCAACCACGUGCUCGCGGACGACCCAAAGGCUCCAAGAACAAGUCCAAAACCUCCACUUUCAGCGAUAAGAGCCUCCCAACUCAGCCUGAAUUAACCGAGAACGCCCUUUCCAUCACCAAGGUCGCCAGGAACUCCCGUUCGCAGCAGACCAUGCUCCAGGACCCUAUUUCCGACCCCGAGCGUCUCUUACAGCAUAAAAAGCGCCGGUUUGAAGAGCCGCAAGACGUCAUGGAUGAGGACCAGGAGCUCCGAGCUCCAUCCUCAGCCCCAGUUCCAUCUCCAGCUCGUCCAGUCCUAGCUCGUCCAAUUCAAGCCUCUCAAGCUCUUCUAUCUGAAUAUGCGGAAUUGAAGCAGAAAUUUGGAAUUCAAAGCAGCCCCGCACGCGAGCCUACACGGUUGAGACUCUUACCGCCGCAUCCACCGGUGCCAGCGCCCACAGAGGAGACCUUACCGAGCCAUGGCCUGCACUUCAGCGAUAUUAUCGACGCUGACGCAUAUCACUUCGGCAGCACGCCUCCAGAGCCGGAGCCGGAAGAUGAGUUCUUCCACGAGGCGUCAGAAUAUAGCGAACAAGACGACCACGACGAGACUAUCUCAUCUAAUGAAUAA